CUGAUAACAGGCUUUUCUUCAACAGUAUUUUGGAAAUAGGUAGGACCCAAACAAGAGCAGCAUUAAUGACAGUUUCAAGUUUCUCUAAGAAUAUGUGGUUUGGUUUCAUAGGAUCCUCACAAAACCAAAGGGAAAAAGCUCCAGAGCUCACUCUUCUUUCUUUGUCCAUAAGUCAAAGCAAUCAACUGCUCUGCUUUGAUUCGUUUCUUUGGAUUCAGCGCUCUGUUUUGAAGAACCAAACAGGUCAAAACUUUCUCUGAGGCUGAAACUAUUAUAUGAUAUCCAAAACCAUGCAAGAGUUAUGUAGGAAUUGUAGGAAAUGGUUUGUGGAAUAUCAGUAGAGUUAGCUGCUGAUUAUGCUCUGCCAAUGUAUAUGAGAUCUCAAUCAAUAAGAUAUGCCUCAGGACAGUCUAAGAUCAAGAAUUUACCGAUCAUUUAUAACUUGUAACGAUCCGAAAGGCAUAGUUGAUAAAACCACUGUCAGAAUAAAGAAAGUUGUUCUAUCAGAAAUGGAUAAGAAAACCAAAAGCCGGACAGCUAGGAAGAACUUUUACGAAUUUUCGGGCUGUAAGUUACCAAGAGAGGAAACAACCAUCAAAGAAGUUGUGGAUGAAUUGAGCAGUUCAUCAUCAUCACAACUCAUGGAAGUGUCCAGAGAAGCUCAGAAGCUGAACCGGACAAUUGUUUUGUGGUCCAAUGGUAUGAAAUAUAAUAGCCAAUCUGAACAAAUUGCAAGAGAUUUGUUUGAAGGAGCUAUUGAUUUGCAGCAGUCCUUGGUCAUUCUAGGGAAAUUGCAGGAAGCUUCAAGGUACAUGACUCAGGUGAAGAAAAAUGAAUGCAUAGAAAAGAGGACAAGUGGAAACAUGGGCAUGGAGAGAACAUGUUUCAACCGAAAUGAAUUUCAUAAACCCCAGCUUUCGUUUGAUUAUUCUUAUGGAGAUGGUGCCAAGGAACUCAAGAAGACGAUCCGAGAUCGCCUCGCAAGACAACUCCUAUUUUCAAGUACGACGAAUAUGGCCGAACGAAUCGGUUUUCCUGAAAGUGGUAUGGAAAACUCAGCUUCAGAUUUCGCAUCCACAAGCUCUGGACAAUCUUCAAUGGUGUAUAAAACUGCUCGAAAUCCCGCAAAGAAGGGUCAUGGAAAAAAUCUGAGAGCAAAGAAAAUGGAUCUAGAACUUCAACCAAAGCAAAUGCAUGAAACUUUAGGCAGACAUUUACCUAGAGAAAAGAUUUUAGAUCUCCAGAGGUCUAAGUUUAGCAACGAAAUGGUCGAGACAAAGAAGUCGAAGGCAGUUAGACACAAGAUAGGGAAGAGAACCACAGAGUUAAAUCUUGACACUCAUCAAUUCAAAGGCAUUCUUAAGCAUUCUGCAAAGGAAGUGGAUGACUAUUUCAAUUAUUCCAGCUACAGCCAUUCAAGAGAAGAGUUAACCCAUACUGCCCCGCCAAUUGUACUUCUAAAACCUCUGCGUGUUUCACAAGCUGAAUGGGAGGAACGACAAGCACGGGUUUUUGAAGAAGACGAAGCUUUGAACAAAAAAAAGUUCAUGAAACUGAAGAUGAAAGAAAAGCAUCCUCAGCAAAGGAAUGGCAAUAAAUCAGAAGUAUUAAGUUCCAAAAGAGUGAUUGGGUCAAUAGGGGCAGAAGAGACUGCAAUCUCAAGGAUAUUUCACAGAAAAGAAGCUCAAAACCCAAAAGAAGAUAAUAGGAAUCCAAAAGAAUGUAUCAAUGCCAUCAAGCCCAAAAAAAGGAUUUCACAUAGUCCACCCGAUCAAAAUCUCCAGAGGAAAGAAGCAAUUGAUAGGAAAGUUCUUGAAUCACAGAAAGAGAUUGUAGCUAGAAAAAAUCCACUUUCGCAAUCUAAGAUUGUACCAAAGUUUCAAGAUCAAGUGCAGGGAUCCCUUAGCAAACUUCAACGUAAACUAAAUGCUACAAGGGAACAUGUCCCUCAGGACUCGACUCCUACUUCAAACACUGCCUUUGAGUGCAGCCGAUUCAGCACGAAUCAUGCAAUUGCAGAAAAGGUCAUCAACGAGGUUUCGGUACAGAAACCAGAGGCCAUUAACUUUGGUGGCAAAAGCAAUGUUAAGAAGCCUGAUAAAACAUCUUCUCCAGCUUCUUUACCAAAUAUGAAGGAAAAAGCCGGUAGCUCCAGACAUCAAACAUGUGAGUACAGUAGUGAUAGUCAAAGCUCUCUCAUUCACGCAUGCUGCACAACAGAAAGCUCGAAGUACAUAGAAAAUGAAAGAUCAGUUACCAAACCUGGAACUACACCGAAAUGUCCGAUGUCGAGCAAUCCGCCGCCUUCCAAUCGCGCGAAUGAGCUCUUCCGUCUUAAUGCCAAUGGGAGCUCGAGAUUGUGGAUCUUGCCGGAGGAAUCGCCGCCGACUGCCAGUGACGGCAUGGAAUCUUUAAGAAAUUACAGAAAAAUCAAUUCAGUAACAAACGGAAUUUUAGGCUUGCGCUGGUGGUGGCCGAUUCGAGAAUCAAUGAAUGAGGCAGAAGAUGUUGUUGAAGAUGUGGAAGAGAGGAUAUUGGUUGGAUUGAUUCAGGAGGUCUUCGCCUGAUCAUUUGUUCUUCAUCUUCCACUUUUUUCUUUUCUUUUCUUUUCUUUUCUUUUUUUU
This is a messenger RNA of Cucurbita maxima (winter squash), 2624 nucleotides long. RefSeq lists its product as uncharacterized. NCBI's taxonomy places the organism in Eukaryota, Viridiplantae, Streptophyta, Magnoliopsida, Cucurbitales, Cucurbitaceae. The transcript has 5 exons. The coding region runs from base 396 to 2567 and encodes 723 amino acids. The record is from RefSeq and is a predicted model, not a curated record.